AGUUUAAAACGUCACAUAAUUUCUGUUACAUUUUGAUAAUCCAAGUGUGUUCUUUAAAUCGCCAUUUUGUCUUAAAUAAGUAAAAAAUUAAUUAGAAUGCGUUUCAGUCACCCCUUUCACCGUAAUGGUGUUUUCCAACAUGGAGACCAUUCACUGACGGAGACGCUGCAAGGUCUGUGGUGCACGACAUCAUGAGUGAGCUGAAGGACUGCCCCCCGCUCAAAUACUACGACUUCAAGCCCGUGGAGCAUGUCAAGGUGUGUCCCCGCUACACUGCAGUGCUGGGCCGCUCAGAGGACGAUGGCAUCGGCAUCGAAGAGCUGGACACCCUGCAGCUGGAGCUGGAGACACUUCUGUCCUCGGCCAGUCGCCGCCUCCGAGCCCUGGAGGAGCAGAGACAGAUCCUCACAGACUGGCAAGACAAGAAGGGAGACAAGCGCUUUCUGAAAAUGGGGAAAGACCCCGAUCCCGCCGCCUCAUCUCGCCACAAGCCAAAGAAGCAGAAACUGGAUGGCAAAGGAGGUCACGGGCCAGGCCCAGGUCCCGGCAGACCCAAAUCCAAAAACCUGCAGCCAAAACUUCAAGAGUAUGAUUUUACAGACGAUCCACAAGACAUUCCUCGCACUCCCAAAAAUGACGCUCCAAACAGAUUCUGGGCUUCAGUCGAGCCAUAUUGUGCAGAUAUUACAAAUGAAGAGAUACGACUGCUUGAAGAGCUUCUGAAACCUCCGGAGGACGAGGCUGAGUAUUUCAAAAUUCCGGCGCUGGGGAAACACUACUCUCAGCGGUGGGCUCAGGAGGAUCUGCUGGAGGAACAGAGGGAAGGAGCACGAGCCAACGACAAGAAGAAGAACCUCAUGGGAGGUCCGCUGUCAGAACUGGAUGCUAAAGAUGUGGACUCGCUGCUGAAGAAGUCAGAAUCCCAACAUGAAUCUCCCGAAGAUGGCUGUCCCUUUGGUCCUCUCACACAGCGUCUGCUGCAGGCCCUCGUAGAGGAGAACAUUAUAUCCCCCAUGGAGGAUUCACCUAUACCAGACAUUUCAGGGAAGGAUGCUAAUGACGGUGCUGGGACUUCCCCUCGAAGUCAAGGGAAAGCAUUUAGCGUUCCUCACACACGUUCCCUGGAGGCACGAAUCAAAGAGGAGCUGGUAGCUCAGGGGCUGCUGGAUUCUGAGGAGAGACCUGGACCGGGAGGAGACUCCGAGGACGAGGUCCUGGCCGAGCUGCAGAAGAGACAAGCAGAGCUGAAAGCGUUGAGCGCUCACAACAGAUCCAGAAAGCAGGAGCUCCUCCGGCUGGCGAGAGAAGAGAUGCGCAAGCAGGAGCUGAGGCAGAGAGUCAGGGUGUCUGACAACGAGGUGAUGGAGGGAUUUCGGCGAAUCAUGGCAGCCAGGCAGAAGAAACGCACUCCGACCAAGAAGGAGAAAGACCAGGCCUGGAAGGCGCUGAAGGAGAGGGAAAGCAUCCUCAAGUUACUGGACGGAUAGAGGAGGCAGCCGUUAAUGUGGGGUGUUUUCUGCCAGACAAAAAAAGAAGAAGAAAAAAACUGGCAAAAAGAAGCAUCUUUUCCCACAAAUUGACACAGAUGAUAAAGCUGGCAGUGAGAAGCUAUAUCCAUAAUGAUGUAAGGUACAGUUCACUGCAGGUCUGCAUGAUGUGAGUAGUCAUUUUUAUGUCAUGUACAGCAGAAAGCUGGUUUGAUCAGUAACCGUGUGCAUCAGAGACUUUUUACACCUUUUUGUUCUGCAUUUUUCUUUGUUAGUGGAAUUUUUAUGUUGCUUUGUGAUUCGUUUACUUAUUGUAAUGCUAUGGAAAUAAACACACAACAGUUUGAAUAAAUCAGUACCACUGAA
Molecule: messenger RNA, 1853 nt
Organism: Mugil cephalus (flathead mullet)
Lineage: Eukaryota; Metazoa; Chordata; Actinopteri; Mugiliformes; Mugilidae
Gene: tada3l
Product: transcriptional adaptor 3 (NGG1 homolog, yeast)-like
Exons: 9
Coding region: 192-1487 (431 amino acids)
Biological process (GO): regulation of transcription by RNA polymerase II
Cellular component (GO): SAGA complex
Molecular function (GO): transcription coactivator activity
Source: RefSeq, a predicted model, not a curated record